Messenger RNA from Linum trigynum, 3347 nucleotides. The record is from the annotation of a GenBank genome assembly. Lineage: Eukaryota; Viridiplantae; Streptophyta; Magnoliopsida; Malpighiales; Linaceae.
CUUGUAUACUAUGUACCAUGCAUAACUACCCAUGAGGCAUAACAUGUCUGCUACUUGUGAUGAUAUCCUUGCACGACACCCAUGGCUUGACCCACUUUGCAUGACAUCAUGCUUGACAUAAUGCUUGAAUUGGGUGACUGACGUUGAAGGUACGCUUGGCGUUUGACCUCUCUUGCUUAGCCAGAUUUCAUGUAUGGGUACCAGAGCAAAUUUCAUACCACGGGGGUGGAGGCAUUGUCCGGCUAUGGCCGCAGGCAACCGCUAGGCAGGGACAGGGGGCUUGGCCACUUAGCCCCAAAAACCUAAUAAGGCCCAGCUAGCUCAUUUAAUGAUUAAUGUUGAGUGUGCCUUAUAAAUCCAUGAAAUCAAUUAUAAUUAAUCGAUGUGGUAUGAGAUUUAUUUUUAGGUGUAAACAAUUUGAAAUCCAUUAUUAUUCGCCAAAAAAAUCCAUUAUUAAACUUUUUACAACAAUUUGUGUUGUUUAAACCAUCUGGUUCUUACUAGAAUUAAUUAAUUUACAUUUUAACAGGCCUAUAUGCUUGAAAUCCAGCCCGAAGGAUAAGAUAGACACACAAAUAGAAACGCUAGCUGAAUUAUAUAUAUAUAUAUGAGGAUAAGAUCAUUCCCUGAAGUAUAGAUGAAAGGUAUAAUAUAAUUGACGUCGGCUGUGUGGAUGCGAACCACAACAACAUGGUAGAAUAUGGAACAAUAACUUAGACAAAAAUAUGCUUAAUUAACACGAUCUCCAUACGACUCUAAGUCAUCAUUUGGCUUUAUCUUGUUGUUCUAUCAAAAAGUAGAACUACUCCACACACUUCCCGUUCGGCAACGCCAUUUGCUGGGCAAAAAACUGGACGAAGCAGAUGCCCUAAUUAAUGCACACGUAUAAAACGGCCAGUGGCCCCAUAACUGUGAUUCAACCAACAAACAAGCAGCAGAAAAGCAGUAGUAAAAUAUGGAGUGUUCACUGCAAAGAGCUGUAAUGGCCGUGCUGGUAGUAGCUGGUUAUCUGACGACGAUCAGCCUAGACGUCGCCGUUGCGCAGACUCCGCAGCAGUACUGCUCUAGCAGUGCGCCGGAAGAUCCGGUGAAGUACUAUUCCUACGCGGAGAAGGUGAUGAACGCUUUGGUGAAGAGGGCGCCUUACACCUCCACGCGUAUGUUCAAGGCCUGGUACCCAAACAAAAAGGUUGGCUCCGUUACGGGUGCGGCCACUUGUUACAACAACGACGCCGGCAGAUGCAAGGACUGCCUCAAGGCUCUCAAAGCCUCGAUGGAGGGCUGCAAGAUGUCAAUCACCGGCGGAUCUUUUGGCACCGGCUGCAAUAUGCAGUUCUGGAGGGUGGUUGAUUGAAUAAUGUGUGCUUUUAUGGAAAAGGUUGGUCGAUCGAGGAAGAGAUAUUAUUGUAGCCUUGAGUUGAGCUAAGUUUUUUUGACGAAACCUGAUUUCAUUACGAAACGAGGAAGAGCUAAGCUGGAUGUGCCGGUUUGAUCGUAUUUUUGGUCACCCGGCCAUUUCAGUUUGUGUUUUUUCUUAUCUUUUCGUUGUUUCAUCUAAGUCAUUUUUUUUCCUUCUGGUAGAAAAAAUCUUACGUACCCUUCUAUAGAUUGUGGUGACUUAAUAUUAAGUCACUUUGAUCUAGGGUUUCAUAUUUAUUUUCCAAAAUUUACUGUCGUGGAAAGAAGGAUAAUAAUAAUAAUAAUGUUGGUGAUGUGUCGAUUAGGCACUUUUUAAUUAGCUAGAUAGACAAAAAAAAAGACUCAUUCUCUCCUCACUCCGACAAAGCUUCAACAAUUCUUAGUUGUAAAAAGGUACUUUCUAACGGAAGUCUAAGCACCAAUUUAUAGUACGAGAGAGAGAGCACAAUGAGAAUUGUUCUCCUAAAGUCAGCCACAUCCUUCCAUAUCUAACUUGAAGUCAGUUUUCAUCAGCUUCUAGACGAAGUAGCUUGCUAGAGAAGCUUCCUAAAGAGCUAGGGUUUUGGCGGCGGUAUAGCAACUAUCAAGGCCGCUACUACUUGUCUUCGUGGGUUGGGUUCCCUGACCCAUGAAUAACUAAGCCUUGAGAAUUGGGCUCGUCUUGUGCACAUCUUCCUCAGCGGCGGUUGGACCUGAUGAUGGGCCGCUGCUGGUUUCUUCGUCGACUUAGGUCAAGUCUUCUUGCUAUGUACUUUCUUGCGAUUAUUAACAACUUCUAGUUGAAUUCUCCCUAAUUGGACCUCAUAUUUCUCACUAAAGCUCCAUAUUUUUCUCUUUAUAGGUCCUUAGGUCCUUCUGAAUUCUUCAAUGCUUGAUCCAAUCUUCCUUAGGUUGUUUUAUAUCUUCAAAAUUCACUAAAACAUACCUAGAGGGCAUCUCAAAGAGUACAAAAACAUAACUAGGUCUCAAAUAGUUGUGAUUUAGAUAGUAAAUACUAUUGACAUGACUAAGAUGUCUUGAUAGAAAGGACAAAUGUAUCAAGAAUGCAAGUGAUAAACACUAUAAAUAAAGUGUCAUCAGAAAUCCCUAAAUCCAAGAGAAUCAAGAUGUCCCAGCUUUUGGUCAUUCGUGCUCCCAAAAUUGUUGAUAUUUAGGACCCUUUGAGGGAUGCAUCGAUUCCUCUUCUUCGACGUCUACACAACUCCCGAUGAUAUCCACCCUCAUUAUCUUCAUUCUGCAACUUUCUCUUCUUAGGGGGCUGUUUUGCUCUCUCUGAUUUUUCCUUCUCGACUGCAAGGAAUUUCUUUCCCCUUUCAUUUAUUGCACACUUAUUUGUAGACAACUUUUCUACAAGACAAAAUGCAAACUAAAAAUUAUGCAAUCAAUGUAUUCGAAAACACAUAGAAUGAAAAGUAGACACCUCCGGACAUAAACAAACAAAGAACGUGGUCCAAACCAAAAACACUAUAAAACAUACGACAAAUAUCCUCCAACACUCCAAAAACAUGAGAAAGUCCAGAACCUCUAAUGCAUUCCAAAGCCUGCCAUAAAGUAGUCACCUCCAAACGUAAAUAAAAAACAACGUAAUCCAAACUAGAAACACUAUAAAACAUACGAAAGACCACAACCUGGAGCAUAUUUUCAUCGGAGCAUGAUGAUUUCUACUUCAUCCAUCAUGUCUUCUUCUUUCUCCAUAAAGUAAACCUCCUCUCCACUUUAGUAUGAAGAACCCUACCUUUGUAUCUUAGGAUAAUUGUUGUAUGAACCCUUGAUUGAGUAGUCAUUUCCAGAAUUGAUUGAGUCCUUAUCACAUUCCUUCUAUAUCUGCUUAAACCUAAGAGAGAUGAAAUCUUAUUAGGUUGAUUGAGCACCCUAAAUUGCAAGUAUUGAAUCGAUUGCAUGAAGGUGAAUCAAUUCAUUUCUCUGUA